This is a messenger RNA of Salvelinus namaycush (lake trout), 681 nucleotides long. Its product is annotated as homeobox protein Hox-B6b-like. The transcript has 2 exons. Gene Ontology annotation, biological process: regulation of transcription by RNA polymerase II; anterior/posterior pattern specification. Gene Ontology annotation, cellular component: nucleus. The coding region runs from base 1 to 681 and encodes 226 amino acids. The record is from RefSeq and is a predicted model, not a curated record. Lineage: Eukaryota; Metazoa; Chordata; Actinopteri; Salmoniformes; Salmonidae. Gene Ontology annotation, molecular function: DNA-binding transcription factor activity, RNA polymerase II-specific; RNA polymerase II cis-regulatory region sequence-specific DNA binding.
AUGAGUUCCUAUUUUGUCAACUCAACUUUUCCUGUUUCUCGGCCGGGAGGACAGGAGUCUCUCCUGGGUCAGAUACCAUUAUAUUCCUCCGGAUAUACUGACCCUUUAAGACACUUUUCUAACGCUACAUAUGGAGCUGCCAAUAUGCAAGAGAAGGCUUACCCAACCUCAUAUUACCAGCAAACCUCUGGUGUCUACGGUCGCCCCAGCACCAGCGCUCCCUGCGACUACCCAGCUGGAACUUUUUACAAGGACAGUGACCGUUCGUGCGCUUUCGCAAGUCGAGAGGAGCAGCCGCUCGUAUUAACUCAGGAUCAGCGCAGGUCAGAGUGCCUCGAGCAAAAUGUAAACAUAACCACUGCUGUGGACGACAAGUCUUCUUCUUUGCUUUAUCCGUGGAUGCAAAGGAUGAAUUCUUUCACCGCCGGGGCCUUUGGUAGCAGUGGGCGCAGGGGCCGUCAGACCUAUACUCGAUACCAGACACUUGAGCUCGAGAAAGAAUUUCAUUUCAAUAGGUAUUUGACCAGGCGUCGUCGAAUCGAGAUUUCGCAUGCUCUAUGUCUCACUGAACGCCAGAUAAAGAUUUGGUUCCAGAAUCGCAGAAUGAAGUGGAAAAAGGAGAACAAAGUUAUGAAUCCUUCGAAACCCAGCGACGAAGAAGAGGAAAACAAGACAGAUUAA